AUGUCACACAAUACACCAUUGGAUAAUGUGGAUGUAUUCCGCAGUCCUAGUCGACCUCGUCAUCACACAGAACAAGAACGAUCUAUUUCCCCUCAACAUCAAGAACCCAAACUAGUGAUUGAUACAAAUACUGAAAGUCAAAGUCAAAGCCAAAGUCAGCAACUGAGCCAACUCGGACAUUCCAGUGAUGCUGCUAACGCCGAACUGUUGUCAAAUAACACACCCCGUAUCAAAGUAAAUACCAAAGAUGAACACACUGACUUUGAGACCCCAAAUAUUGAUCGCGGCUCAAAAGAUGCUGAACAGUAUAGAUUUCCCUUACAAAAAACGGAUAGUUCUGGACCUUACAAAUCUUUAGAGGAAGAGAUAGAUCUAAGGUUAGCUUCGCUGAACAACCCAACGAUAAUCAUGGAACUAGACCUUGACAGUGGGGUACGACACUUGUCCAAAAACUGGGAAUACAUUGUUGGAACUUCCAUACUGAAAAUUAUCCAUCGACCAAUAUCCAAAAUCAUAUUGGGGAACAAUGAUGAGGAUUACAGGGUGUUUAACCAAGCUAUUGAGUCAAUGACUCGUGAUGAUGCCAGUUACAAGGUAAAGUUUAUAACUGCAACUAACCAUACAAGACAUGACGUUGAAGGUAAUGAAAUACGGGGCGAUAUAGAAGGGCUCAUGCUCGAUAGGACAAAUGUUUACGAUGAUGAACAAUUGACACCUCAUAACUCAGUUGAAGAUGUCAAUGAAAUUGAUUUACCUGUCGAAGAUUAUGUAUCCGAUGAAGAUGAAGGCACGGAAAAGAUAGAGCAUCAUGAUCAAUUGUCUCAACACAGCUCAGUUUCCACCUCUAUAUCCAAUGAUGGAGGGUUCAUUGAACUUGAGGCACAAGGGAUAUUGAUUCAUGAUUCGCAAACCAAGCUUCCCACACACUCGAUGUGGACGGUAAGACCAUUUGUUCAAAUUGAUUUGGAAUUAUCAAUACCAAAUGCAUUGAUUGAUUUGUUGGGUUUUGGCUCCGAAAUUUUUGAAGGGUACUUGAUGAACUUGAAGCUGUUGGGAGUUACCGAAGAAGAAUAUGUCCCUCAACCCAAUACUGUCUUGUGCAGAAUAUGUGAAACCAAUAUUCCAGCUUGGUUUAUAGAAAAACACAGCGAUUUAUGCUUGAUUGAGCAUCGUGCAGAUGAAGACUUGCAACAAUGUCAGGAUGCCAUACUUGAACAGCGAGAGUUGAUUGUGAAAAUUAUUGAAAGUUUGGCCCUACAAACCCAGCAACCCAACUUGUAUCUGCAACAUACUCUGCCAGGAAGUUCAAAAAGCUCGGGACUGCAACAAUUGAGCUCGUCACAGGGACUGUCGCAAGCACUGUUACUGCCAAACACUUCAACUCAUCUGUCAAUAUCGCUGAGUUCAUCAGAGGAAGAUAGUCCAUCUAGCUCGGUGCUGCCGGUUAUACGUGAAUACAAGGGCUUCACCUUGCCAUUGGUUUCAAGUGAAAGCUCGUCUCCCAGACUUGCAAAUAAGGUGAUGACGAAAAGUUUCCAUUCGAGAAAUAAGAGCUUGAUGUAUUCGAAAAAGUUUCCCUUUGGCACAUUACAAAGAAUCAAAGAAUUGUGUGAUGAAGCUAUAGCUAUAAAUCCUCCUUCCAGCAACAACAGGGGUGACGACUUGCAAAAUCAUAUUUCGUUCUCUCCCGGAUCUGAAAAGUCGCUAAAUUCGGUGAUGAAUCCUGUGAGUAUUGAAACAUCUGACUUAGCUAUAAGGCAAAUGCUAGAGGACACAAGGGACUUGAUAAAUGACAAAUUGGAAACAUUGUCCCGACUUGUUUCUAUCUUACAAUACCUGAAUAAAAUCAAAAGUGAAGUUGACUUGUUGGUUUUGGAAACUGUGAGAGAAACAGUUGAAAAGAUUCGAAGUCAAACAGCGGCGAAGUUAUCGAGAAGCUGUACUCCAUCAGAGAGUAUUGAAAGGUCAAGGCUGCCUACUGUCCCGCAGCACGCGAGUAUUACGGAAACAGAAUCACCACUAGUACGAAGAGACGAUCUGAAUCCAAAUUCACGACAAAAUAGUUUGCAGAAUUUAGGGCAACCGCCACCGAUUGUUGCCCCUCAACCUUCUCGAAGCAAAAGCCCCAUGGAGCUACUUCAGGAGUCUCAUUUUGACAAUGUCAUUACUCCUAAGGAUAUUUUAAUGAACGAAUCAAAAAACUUUUCGCAAAAUUCGUCCUCAUCAUCGUUGUCGGGACGAAGAAAGACCAGUUGGAAUGAUAUACCACAGGGGAGGCAUCUGUCAAACGAGGUCUCACGUACUUCGUCGGGUAACAACACGAAUUACUCCUCGCCUAUACGGCAUUUGUCGCCGGCGCCUUAUGCUGAAAAGAGCAGCUUGACUUCGAUACAAAGAAGUAGCGCUGUUAAGUCAUCACCAAUGUCUUUGCAAGCAACUGAUUCUGAUAAUGCUGGCCCCGGGAUUGAUAAAAAGAUCACCAAAUUAUCCUUGGAUACAUCAGCUGCUACUCCAUUACAACAAAACUCUCCGUCGUAUUCCCUUACCCAUGGCACUCCAAGUCAACUAAGUAGCUCCAUCUCGAGACCACCAUUGUCUCCCUUACUUGUUUCAACACAACAAGCGCCAACGAAACCAGCUGGUAUCAAGGACUACGAGAUUGUGAAGCCCAUUAGUAAAGGUGCUUUUGGUUCCGUUUUCCUUGCCAAAAGGAAAUUAACAGGCCAAUACGUUGCUAUUAAAUGUCUUCGUAAACGAGAUAUGAUUGCCAAGAACCAGGUCCUCAAUGUUAAAUCCGAGAGGGCAGUGAUGAUGCGUCAAAGUGACUCUCCAUAUGUGGCACAAUUGUACUCCAGCUUCCAAUCUAAAGAUUUUCUAUACUUGGUGAUGGAAUAUUUGAAUGGUGGAGAUUGUGGGAACUUGAUAAAAACUUUGGGUGUACUAGGACUCGAAUGGUCGGCGCGAUACAUUGCCGAGAUAAUUAUUGGCGUGAAUGAUCUCCAUGAAAGGGGAAUUAUUCAUCGUGAUUUGAAACCGGAUAAUAUCUUGAUUGAUAAGAAUGGUCACUUGAAACUCACUGAUUUUGGCUUGUCAAGGUUGGGUGUUGUUGGUCGUCAAACAAAUCAUAGGAAAAGCAGUGUCAACGAACAAAGCGUUGAGUUGUUUCGUAGUAUCUUUGGUACUCAUGGUGGCAGUAGGAGAGGAAGCGGAAGCGGGAGUGGUCCAAGCUCCGCAGGAUUAGACGUUGACGAGCUGCGCGGAAAGAGAAACAGUUCUGCAAGCUCUAUUGUCUUAUCUCCUUCUUUGGAAAGGUCACGAUUGGUUCAUCAAAAUCAUACACCAACAAAUUCGCUACAAGCAACGUCGUCUCCCACCAUGCACUUUUUGGAAGCAUUUGGUGGUGGGAAUAGUAGGCAUAGGACAGGAGUAAGAUCUAAUUCCGGUGGGUUAGAAUCACCAUUGUUGAAACCUAUUAUUCCACGAACUGCGUCAGAGUCAUCUUUUGUCCUUAUGGAUGAUGAAUCCUCAAAUUCUCCAAUAACAAAUUACGCAUUGUAUGAACCCAAAGUAGCUACAAUGGCAACUCUAGGAUCGGAUGUGGGAAAUAGUUCCGAGGGAGAUAAGGGAGGUGUCAAAAAAUUCGUGGGGACGCCAGACUACCUUGCGCCUGAAACCAUUCGGGGUAUUGGACAAAGCGAAGCAUCAGAUUGGUGGUCUAUUGGAUGUAUCUUGUUUGAGUUUUUGUAUGGGUAUCCACCGUUUCAUGCUGACACUCCAGAAAAAGUUUUUGACAAUAUAUUGCAAGGUGAAAUUGAUUGGCCAGACUUGCCACUUGAAGAGGACGAAAAGUUUUGCUCUCCAGAGGCCAAGGACUUGAUCAGAAGACUUUUGGAAUUGAAUCCUGAAAACAGAUUGGGUUCACAAGGAGCGAAUGAGAUAAUGACCCAUCCAUUCUUUAAAGACAUCAAUUGGGAUACUGUUUUUGAGGAGCCCGCGCCAUUUGUUCCCAAUGUGGAUGACCCAGAGCUGACAGAUUACUUUGAUUUAAGAGGUGCAUCAUUGGCACAGUUCCCGAACGACGAGUCCUCGUCUGAUGAGGAUAAAGAAGCCGAGAGCAAUGUUCAGAGAAGAGAAUCUAUCAAUUCACUUCAUUUACCAUCAGCAACCACAACAACCACUUCCUCCUCGCUGGGUAAAAAGGAACGUCGGUCAAGUAGAUUAGGUGAAGCAGGGGAAUUUGGACUGUUUCAUUUUAGAAACUUGUCGGUAUUGGAAAAGCAGAAUAAGGAUAUCAUCAAUCGGCUAAAGUCGGAACAUUUGGAACACCGCAACAGUUUCUCUUCAUCUUCUCUGGAAGGUACACCCGUCAUAAGGUCAAGAGGUUUAUCCUUCGGCAAUGCCCCAGGUAAUGGGUCCGGAUUGAAUCUUUCAACUACAGUCAAUACAUCCAGUCCUUUCAAAAGACCCGUUUCACCACCAGGUGGUACUUUAGGCUCGCCAGCAAAUGCGCAUAACAGGUCCCAGUCGCCCCAUCGGAUGUUCGAAAGCCCAACCGUUUCCUUUGGAAGGCACGAAAGAAUACCUUCUACAUUCAGUAAUUAUUCACUGGGGGAUGAUGGCAUAAACCAGGAGUCUUCGCCAAACACCACAUCGUCAUUUACUCAUCAAAGAGCAGGAAGCUCGCCUUACAUUCAGGGUUAUGGUAAGCCAAUCACUAGCCCUUCAACAAAUUCAAACUUGGCUCCAGUUUCGAAUUCGAUGCUCUAUUCUUAUUCAAACCCAAACGUUCUCAAUACGCAACACUCCUUUUUUAAAGAAACAUCAUCGCCAAACUCAUCAGAUUCAGAGGAAACAACUAGGUCAAAUGCGUUGUUAAGAGUACAACGUCGACGUGAAAGUUCACGCAUGUCGGAAGAGAUUUCGCUAAAUCAUGAUCUUGAUGUAUUAUAUUGUGAACCAAUCUCUUCCGUGCGUCAUCAAGUUGUCAAAUUACUAGAGAAAGCUGGUUGUAUAGUUGUAUCGGUUUCCGAUGGCGAAGAUUUGAUCAAGCGAGCAAUGAGUCAGGUAAAGUUUGACAUUAUAAUGACAGCAUUGAAACUCACCAAAGUCGACUCCAUCGAUGCUGUCAAAUUGAUCAAGUAUACAGCGGGAAAGAAUUCGGCAACCCCUGUUGUUGCAGUUACUGGAUUUGGUGAUGAGGCCAGAAAAGCACAAUGUUUUGAUUUCGUUGUGGAAAAGCCGGUUACGUUUGACAAGGUAAAAGCGUGCUUGCGGCAUGUCUUGAGUGAUGAGGCUGUCAUUGAUUAG
Lodderomyces parapsilosis is the source of this 5307-nucleotide messenger RNA. RefSeq names its product protein kinase (gene RIM15). The transcript has a single exon. The coding region runs from base 1 to 5307 and encodes 1768 amino acids. Gene Ontology annotation, molecular function: ATP binding; protein serine/threonine kinase activity. The record is from RefSeq and is a predicted model, not a curated record. Gene Ontology annotation, biological process: phosphorelay signal transduction system; peptidyl-serine phosphorylation. Gene Ontology annotation, cellular component: cytoplasm; nucleus. NCBI's taxonomy places the organism in Eukaryota, Fungi, Ascomycota, Pichiomycetes, Serinales, Debaryomycetaceae.